AUGGAACAGUUCACACAAAAUACAUUUAACACGACUGUGUUUCUUCCGCGGUCCCCGGCUGAGCAAACCUCGAAUACCGAGGAAACACAACCUGCAUCAAUUCAGCUAGCAGAGGUGCCGCAGGAGCAUCGUCUCGAGCCACCUGCUGAGGGGGUCUUCCCAAGUAAAGAAAAACUACUUGAGCAUAUCCGCAAACACGCCCUGUCCAAGGGCUAUGCGAUAGCGAUUCAAAAAUCCACCAAACUACAAACACGCCUCUACAUCGGUUGUGAUCGAGGAGGUACACAGAGGGUAAUGGGUCCUGACUCUCCCAGUAUCCGAAGGCGACAGAAAAGCUCCAGAAAAUGUGGCUGUCCUUUCCGUCUAUUUGCAAAAAAGGCAAAAGAUAUUGAUAUAUGGGACUUGAAGAUCAAGCACCCCUUUCAUAACCAUCCGGCUGAUGAGGAUAUGGCUACUCAUCCAGCUGCUCGUCGGCUUACGCCUGAACAGCGAAGGCAUGUUAAGCAUUUGGAUAUCAUCGGGGUGAAGCCGAAAGAUAUUGUCACCUUUCUCAGACUGGAGAAUCCAAGUGCUUUGUUUUUGCCGAGGGAUAUUUCUAAUGAACUUAGUAAAUUGAGAAGAGAGAAGGAGGCAUUUGCUUUGAAAGGACAGAUUCUGCCGGAACCAUCACAGGAUUUACCUGAGGAUCAGACGAACGUGCUGAUGUUUGAUCUCUAG
This is a messenger RNA of Penicillium longicatenatum, 717 nucleotides long. RefSeq lists its product as uncharacterized. Bases 1 to 717 code for a protein of 238 amino acids. Gene Ontology annotation, cellular component: mitochondrion. The record is from RefSeq and is a predicted model, not a curated record. Gene Ontology annotation, biological process: L-valine catabolic process; thymine catabolic process. NCBI's taxonomy places the organism in Eukaryota, Fungi, Ascomycota, Eurotiomycetes, Eurotiales, Aspergillaceae. Gene Ontology annotation, molecular function: methylmalonate-semialdehyde dehydrogenase (acylating, NAD+) activity; malonate-semialdehyde dehydrogenase (acetylating, [NAD(P)+]) activity. The transcript has a single exon.